This is a messenger RNA of Funneliformis caledonium, 1119 nucleotides long. The record is from the annotation of a GenBank genome assembly. NCBI's taxonomy places the organism in Eukaryota, Fungi, Glomeromycota, Glomeromycetes, Glomerales, Glomeraceae.
AUGUCAAACAGAAUAUGCACUCGUUCCUUUGUCACAGAUUCUAAAAUAAAAAAAGUUGUGAUCAUUGGAGGAUCCGGGUUUAUAGGCAAAUACGCUGCUAAAGCUUUUAUUCAAGACGCCAGGACAUCUAUUGAGUUGGGUGCAAGAAACCCUAAAGUUGUCAAUGAACUUCAAUUACUAGGAAAUCAAAUAUUACCUCCUGUUUCAAGUGACAUAACGUCUCGAUCGGAUGUUUUAAGAACAUGUGAAGAGGCGAAUGUUAUCGUAAACCUUGUUGGUAUAAUGCACGAACGUCCUCCAACUUAUUCCUUUGAAAAUGUCCACCAUCUCGGAUCACGUAAUGCUGCUAUUGCCGCUAAAGAAAAUAACGCUCAAUUGGUUCAUGUUAGCGCCAUUGGAGCUGAUCCAAACAGUGACAUUCCAUAUGCUAGAACAAAAGGUGAGAUUGCCGUACGCGAAAUUUGUCCCAAUGCAAUCAUUUUGCGUCCAAGUAUAGUUUUUGGUCCAGAGGAUGAUUUCUUUAACAGAUUCGCGAGAUUAACUAAAGUUUUGCCAUUUAUGCCGGUUUUUGGUGGAGGGAAAACAAAAUUUCAACCGGUUUACGUUUGGGACAUAGCCAAUGCAAUAGUCAAAUCAAGUUCGGAUCCGAAGUUUCACGGUAAAACGUUCGAACUUGGAGGUCCAAAUGUGUACACGUAUAGAGAAAUUAUGCAAUUGACACUUGACCAAGCAGGAGUAAGACGUCCAAUCAUUUCCUUACCUUGGACAAUGGGUAUGAUUCAAGGAUUCUUUCUUGAAAAAUUACCACCAAAUUUAUUCACUCUUACACGUGAUCAAGUUAAACUCCUUCGUAAGGAUAAUAUUGUUUCAGAUGAUCCAAAUAUCCUGACCUUCAAAGAUUUGAAAAUUGAGCCCACUUCAGCUGAAAAGAUUUUAUUUACGUACCUAAGAGAACAUGACGUAACGCCGAACAAAAGAACGCAUCGAUUCAUUAACAGAUCAGUUGAAGAGGAAAUUGAAGAAAUAAAAAGGGUUAAAAAUCAAACACCAAAGAAAGCCCUAGAAAAAGAAGCCGAAUUUAAAAAAUUACAUGAAACAUUGGAUAGGAAACAACAAUAA